Messenger RNA from Cicer arietinum (chickpea), 1409 nucleotides. RefSeq lists its product as uncharacterized. NCBI's taxonomy places the organism in Eukaryota, Viridiplantae, Streptophyta, Magnoliopsida, Fabales, Fabaceae. The record is from RefSeq and is a predicted model, not a curated record. Gene Ontology annotation, molecular function: catalytic activity.
AGCUAGUGAUUGAGUGUGAGUCCAAUAGUGCAACCAACCAAUAAUUCCAAAUUCCCUCCUUACACACAACAAACAUGGCGGGUUGUUUCAGCUUCACCGCUUCCCGUGACCGCUGCUAUCGCCUCUCCUUCUCCAACGCCGGCCUCAAAUCAACCACCACAGAUAUCGGCGACGGCACAAUCAUGCACUGUUGGCUCCCCAAAACACACAAAAACUCCAAACCAUCCCUUCUCCUUCUCCACGGUAUGGGAGCCAACGCAAUGUGGCAAUGGAACGACUUCGUUUCACCACUCACCCGUCGUUUCAACGUCUACGUCCCCGACCUACUUUUUUUCGGCGAAUCCCACACAACCCGACCCGAUAGAUCCGAAUCUUUUCAAGCUCAGUGUGUUGCCGCUCUCAUGGAGGCUCACGGUGUUCACUCAAUGAACCUCGUUGGCAUUAGUUACGGUGGAUUUGUUGGUUACAGUAUGGCGGCGCAGUUCCCGGAGCGUGUUGUGAAGGUUGUGCUUUGUUGUGCUGGUGUUUGUUUGGAAGAGAAGGAUAUGGAGGAAGGGAUGUUUAAGGUUAAGAGUGUUGGUGAAGCUGCUGGUAUUUUGCUUCCAGAGACUCCCGAAAAGAUGAAGCAGCUUGUGGAGCUUACUUUUGUUAAACCUAUCAAAGUUAUGCCUACUUGUUUCCUCACCGAUUUCAUUGAUGUGAUGUGCACGGAAUACCGACAGGAGAAGAAAGAACUAAUUGAAACAUUAUAUAAGGAUAGAAAACUGUCUAAUCUUCCUAAGAUAACCCAGCCUACACUAAUAAUCUGGGGAGAACAAGACCAGGUAUUCCCACUGGAAUUAGCUCACAGACUGAAAAGGCAUUUGGGAGAGAAUGCACAACUAGUUGUUAUUAAGAAGGCAGGGCAUGCAAUCAACUUGGAGAAGUCCAAGGAACUGUAUAAGAGUUUAAAAUCCUUCCUCGUAGAUUCCAUUUCUCCAUCAACACAAGAGAACCACAGUAAUGGUCAUAAGCUGGAUUAGCAGUGUCGACCCAUGGAAAUUAUAUAGAGAACCACAGUAAUGGUCAUAUCUAUGUAUUUGUUUAUUACAUAGUAAGCAGCCAUGCAAUAUUUUUUCUUGCUUAUAGGAUGGGGAAGGUGAAGUUUGUAAAAAUGGUCCUCUGCAGAGGAAAAAAAAGACUACAUAUUCUGCCAAUUUAAAGGAUGUAUAUAUUAUGAGCAUCAGAAAAUAAAUUUUACAGAUAAGCCACUAUAAACUCGUAAUUUGGGAAACUAGGCUCAGGAUAGAAUCUGAUUCAAAGGGAACCCUGAAACAGGGAUUCACAUGUAACGUGAUAUAUCAUGAUCUGGUGUACGUAUUUCAACACUUAAUUAAUAGUGUCUGGAUUGCAAACAUUGUUUGUCUUCA